UAUGGCAUGUUUAAACUUCACGAAGGCUCCAAUCUCCAAUGGUUUAAUCCAUCUACAUUCGAGGAAGCAAAUAUGUUUCAAUUGAUUGGAAACAUUUGUGGAUUGGCCAUCUACAACUUUACAAUCAUUGAUCUCCAUUUCCCACAAGCAUUGUUUAAAAAAUUACUGAACAGACCUGUGACGUUAGAUGAUAUAAAAGAGCUUGAUCCAGGAGUUGGAAAAAGUUUACAAGAUAUGCUAGACUUUGAAGGAGAUGAAUUUGAGGAUGUAUAUUGUUUAGCAUUCGAGGUAAUGCAAGAAGUUUUUGGUGAGUCCAAAGCUAUUGAGUUAUGUCCGGAUGGGCAUAACAAAACUGUCAACCAAAGUAACAAACAUGAUUACAUCAAUCUGUAUGUGGACUACAUCCUGAAUAAGUCCGUGGAGGUCCCGUUCAGGGCGUUCUACAAUGGGUUCCACUCAGUGUGUGGUGGGAUGGUGCUAGAACUUUUCCAGCCCCAGGAGCUUCAGGCCAUGGUUGUAGGAAAUGAGGACUAUGAUUUUAAUGAAUUGGAAAAGAACACAGACUACAAGCAAGAUUAUCACAAGUAUCAUCCAACAAUAAAAAUCUUUUGGGAAGUUUUUCAUGAAAUGUCUCUAGAGGACAAGAAAAAAUUCUUGUUGUUUUUAACUGGCAGUGAUCGUAUUCCAGUAUUUGGCAUGAAACAUGUAAAGAUAACAAUUCAACCUUCAAGUGGAGGAGAGCACUUCCUACCCGUGGCCCACACUUGCUUUAACAUGCUCGACCUGCCCAGGUACACAAACAAGGCCACCCUGAAGGAGAAACUUUUAAUGGCCAUCCAGCAGACGCAGGGCUUUGGGCUGGUGUAGAUCUUGGCUGGAUUCAUCACAAACAUCUGUGUGAAAACUUUCUCCCAUAUUUUGCAAAAAGAAAAGCUGACCUAAACUUGUUGUUACCCUAGCAAUAAUGACAUCAGAAUAUUUUGUUAGUGAUUAGCCAUUGGUUUUUAUAUUGUGUACAUACAUUCUAAUAAAUAUUACUAAGCUGUGUAAACUAUGGUUGCAGUGUAUUUUAUAAUAAAAUGCCACAUUUUCAUCAUUCUUACUAAAUUUAUAGUUCUUUAUUUUUAUAAAUUCAUUUAUCAUAAAGCAACUGAAAAAAAGGCAAUACUUAAAAUAAUUCAAGUGCUAAUUUUUAAACAUUGUACUGUUAGGAGGAAAAAGAUUUGUUUUAUUUUGUGUCUAGAUUAUAACCACCCCCUCCCCACCCAUCAGUUAUACAUUUGCUCAAUAUAAAUGCAGUGAUAUUCUGUGUUUUGUGCUUGAACAAUGCAGUUUAUUUUUAUUGUUGUUUCUUGCCAUUAUAUUUAAAAAGAAUAGCUGCAGAUUUUGUCAGCCCUUUAUUUUUAAAACUAGAGAAAAAAAAAAUAAAGUGCAUCUUUAAUUAUGUUGGUGUCUUGGAGAUGGCCUGUUUUAUUAACAUGUUUUUUAGGUCAGACUUUAAAUUUUAAGUUGUGUUGUGCUUUGUUAUACAUCGUUAAUAAGGCAUGGAAAAAAUUUCCAAAUGUAACUUAAAUUUUAAGUCAUUUUAAGUUGCUAUGCAUUGAAAAUUUGGACAGAAACUUUUUGUCCCAAGAGUCUGUAAAUUUGUACAGUACUGAUGAUUACGUUGACAGCGCAGGCCAUCUAUGAGAAUUUCAUCAGGGUUGAAGCUUAAGUGCAGCGUUGCUAUUUUACACUCCUGAAUUCCUGGACCUCAAAUGUUUUAAGUGUGAAAAUGUGCCUAUACCUACAUUUACACUUGACCUUUGUUGAAAUGGUAGUUUUUUUUUAUGCUAAUUUAUUCAUGUAAUGGAUCAAGACUCUGUUGUUGGCCUCUAAGUGUUUGUAUCAGCAAAUGUUGUGCAACUGGUCUGUGUGUAGUUUUGGGGUGGCAAGUAAAAAAAAAAUAUAUUAUGUUGCUUUGUCUGGUUGUUGUUUCUAAAGCAGGUAUCCCAUUUCAAACAUACCAUUCAUUUUAAUCACAUUUCAAACAUUGAUUUUUAUCCCAUUUCAAACAUUGAUUUUAUCACAUUCAAACUUACCAUUAUUUAAAAUAAAAUAACCUGAAUUUUUAUUGUUUUUA
This is a messenger RNA of Physella acuta, 2122 nucleotides long. Its product is annotated as putative E3 ubiquitin-protein ligase HERC4. Gene Ontology annotation, molecular function: ubiquitin protein ligase activity. Lineage: Eukaryota; Metazoa; Mollusca; Gastropoda; Physidae. Gene Ontology annotation, biological process: protein polyubiquitination. The record is from RefSeq and is a predicted model, not a curated record.